Asterias rubens (European starfish) is the source of this 2263-nucleotide messenger RNA. RefSeq names its product gamma-aminobutyric acid type B receptor subunit 2-like. Gene Ontology annotation, biological process: gamma-aminobutyric acid signaling pathway; G protein-coupled receptor signaling pathway. The record is from RefSeq and is a predicted model, not a curated record. Gene Ontology annotation, molecular function: G protein-coupled GABA receptor activity. Gene Ontology annotation, cellular component: membrane; G protein-coupled receptor heterodimeric complex. The coding region runs from base 149 to 1762 and encodes 537 amino acids. Lineage: Eukaryota; Metazoa; Echinodermata; Asteroidea; Forcipulatida; Asteriidae. The transcript is spliced from 13 exons.
AGUCUACUUCGACUUGGAAGAGCAACUAAUUAAUUAUUUGGGCUGUCAUUCUCUCUAUUUCUAUAGGGAGCAUGGCUCUGGCCAUGCUCCAAAAACCUAUUUAUAUGGGAUCAAGUGAGUUGUAGAGAUAUUUGUGUAUCAGGCAGGAAUGUACGGCCCAAAGUACGUAUGGAUCGCUCCAUUUUGGACUAGCAAUGUUUGGUGGAUCAAUGCCAACCCGUCACUUAUCGAACCCUGCACACAGGAACAAAUCAAUAUAGUAGUCAACUCGACUCUUCAUUUUGACGGGAACCAACGACGGGAAGAAGUGCUGGGCCUAGACUUCAAUGGAGUGAAGCCGUUACCGGAACACUACGACUAUUACAACAGUGAGCAACCCGACAGUGACACGCUGCCCUACACCUAUGACGUCACCAUAGCCAUAGCAUUAGCUCUCAAUGCUUCCAUAGCUGACCUACAGCGUCUUGAUCCUCCACGACGACUCCAAGAUUUCAGCUACUCCGAUGACGAGAUGGCUAGAGUUAUCCUGAAGAACGCUGACCACCUCAACUUCAAUGGAUUGCUGGGUCGGUUUCUGAUUGAAAAUGGAUCAAGACGCACUGAAUCGGUCUACAUAGAGCAAGCUAGAGGAAGCAAUCUGGAGACAACAAUGAUUUACCAGGUGAAGACGAAACAAUUCGUAACUGUUUCAGAGCCCGUAUGGCAGGGAGAUCACGUCCCAGUGGACGGUAUUACUAGACGGACAGUGAUCCAGGAGAUAUCUUCAACAGCUCGUAUCACGCUCUUCUCUCUCGCCUCACUCGGCUCUGUCAUGGGUUUGACGUUCCUCUUCAUCAACAUCAAAUACAAAGAUAAGAGAGCUAUCAAGAUGUCAAGCCCUUCCUUGAGUAACCUGACUGUAGUCGGUUGUCUGCUUCUCUACGCAUCGGUGUUUGCCUCAGGAUGGGAUAAGACUAACCUGCCUGACUCGGCCAUCGUCAUCAAGUGUCAUGUUGAGAGAAUGCUGAUAUCUGUUGGAUUGUCUCUGGCCUUCGGUUCUGUCUUCAUGAAGACCUAUCGGAUACACGCAAUCUUCGCUGUAGCGGUCAAACGCUUCAAGAAAAUUGAUCUGCCAGACUGGAAGCUGAUUGGCGGAGUUGUAAUAAUCGUUUUUGCUGACGUCAUAGUUUUUGUACUUUGGAUAAUUUUGGACACGACGGCUGUUUACACACGGUCACUCCAGCCUUACCUGGAUAUGACUGCACCAGAGAAGGAGAUUUUUGACGUACCGGAAAUUAUAUAUUGCAGCAGUGCACAUGCGCAGUACUUCACCAUGGCCCUCUACGUUGUAAAGGGAGUACUUCUCACCUUUGGUCUGUUCCUAGCGUGGGAGACAAGGAACAUCUGUAUAUCACAGCUGAAUGACAGUAAGUACAUCGCAGCCUCAGUAUACAUUGUCUCUCUGACCAUCGCUCUGACUAUCCCAACUAUGACCAUACUGGGUGAUGACGUCAACAUGACGUUUGUCAUAUCUGCUUCGGCCAUUUUGUUUGUCAACACUUCGAUGCUUUGCCUCAAUUUCCUCCCAAAGUUGUAUCUGCUGAUAACAGUGAAAGAGGAGGAUUUCCACAUAAGUAUGAUGCACUCGAUGGGGUACGGAGAGUCGUCAGGAACUCACACUUCCAUCACAAAACGAAAGUCUAAACUAACAGGACUUCGCUCGCAGCUUGAAAAGAAAGAAGCCAAGCUUGAAGAAUUGUGUAAACAGCUCAUUCAUCAAUAGGCAGUUGAUUGUAAGUAUUCCGAGGGCCUGAUGACAACGCCAUAUUACAGGGGUGAGUCAACAAGAAGUUCACCGGGAUUGGUGAUGUGUUCCAAAAAGAACAGAAAAGUUACACCCACAAGUUCAGUAAAGGAUAUUUACUGAGCACUCUUUCAUGCUUAUUAGAAGAAAGAUAAUAGCAUUAUUACAAACAAACGCAUUAUUAUUCGAAAACAAGUUAUUUCAGAUUUAAUCUACAAAAGUUUUAGCCCUAAAAAAAUAUGGUCAGAUUAUUUAAAUAGGUCAAUACAAUUAUUACAACAACAGUGAAAAGAAAACACAGUCACAAAGCAUAUUCCUUGCUAAGGAUAACAUUGGUUUGUUUAUUUAAAAUCUUAAUCAGUCGUUGGUUCAAUCUUGCUUGUAGUUAUUGCUCGUUCAACCCAAAAUGUUUUUUAAGCUACCAGGUGAAUUCCUCUUGCAGUUUAUUUUUAUUUGACUGGUACUCUUGAAGAAAAAAAU